GGCAAGACAGCGAGCUCCGAGUCAUCUGGCAAGACAGCGAGCUCCGAGUCAUCUGGCAAGACAGCGAGCUCCGAGUCAUCUGGCAAGGCAGCGGGCACUGAGUCAUCUGGCAAGGCAGCGGGCACCGAGUCAUCUGGCAAGGCAGCGGGCACCGAGUCAUCUGGCAAGGCAGCGGGCACCGAGUCAUCUGGCAAGGCAGCGGGCACCGAGUCAUCUGGCAAGGCAGCGGGCACCGAGUCAUCUGGCAAGACUGCGGGCACCGAGUCAUCUGGCAAGACUGCAGGCACCGGGUCGUCAAGUUUGACAGCGGGCAACGAGUCAUCUGGCAAGACAGCGGGCACCGAGUCAUCUGGCAAGACAGCGGGCACCGAGUCAUCUGGCACGACAGCGGGUACCGGGUCAUCUGGUUCGACAGUGGGCACCGGGUCAUCUGGCUCGACAGCGGGCACAGAGUCACCUGGCAUAAUAGGAUCAUCAGGCUGGAUCAGUUCAUCAGGCUGGGUAGAGACAUCAGGCUGGGUAGAGACAUCAGGCUGAAUUGUGGGCACC
Molecule: messenger RNA, 549 nt
Organism: Staurois parvus
Lineage: Eukaryota; Metazoa; Chordata; Amphibia; Anura; Ranidae
Source: the annotation of a GenBank genome assembly